Messenger RNA from Penicillium salamii, 1200 nucleotides. The record is from the annotation of a GenBank genome assembly. NCBI's taxonomy places the organism in Eukaryota, Fungi, Ascomycota, Eurotiomycetes, Eurotiales, Aspergillaceae.
AUGGAGAAGAAGGCUAUUCAUUUCGGUGGUGGUAACAUCGGCCGUGGCUUUGUGGCUGAGUUCCUACACACGGCUGGUUAUGAAGUGGUCUUUGUGGAUGUCAUGGACAAGAUCAUCGAAGCCCUGCAAAGUACCAAGUCAUACCAGGUCACUGAGGUCAGUGAUGAGGGCGAAACUACUAAGACCAUCACCAACUACCGUGCAAUCAACUCCAAGACACACGAAGCCGAUGUCAUCAAGGAGAUCUCUACUGCCGAAGUCGUCACCUGUGCCGUAGGCCCCAACAUCCUUAAAUUCAUCGCACCUGUCAUUGCCAAGGGCAUCGACGCACGCACUGACCCUACACCACUUGCUGUGAUUGCUUGUGAGAACGCUAUUGGCGCUACGGAUACUCUACACGGGUUCAUCAAGGACAACACUGCUGCAGACCGUCUCGACUCUAUGUCAGACCGGGCUCGCUUUGCCAACUCUGCUAUUGACCGUAUCGUCCCUGCCCAGGCUGCGGACGCCGGGCUCAAUGUCCGCAUCGAGAAGUUCUACGAGUGGGCGGUCGAGUCCGGUCCUUUCGGCGAGCGUGGCCCUCCGAAGAUUGACGCCAUUCACUGGGUCGGUAACUUGGAGCCCUACAUCGAGCGCAAGCUGUUCACCGUCAACACCAGUCACGCCACUGCAGCAUACUAUGGAUAUAACGCCGGCAAGAAGACUAUUGCUGAGGCUAUGAGGGACGAGUACAUUCGCGGCAUUGUCCGGGAUGUUCUUCAAGAAACCGCUGCCUUGAUCGUUGACAAGCACGAAAUUAGCUCCACCGAGCAGCAAGAAUACGUGGAAACGAUCAUCGCCCGUAUCUCCAACCACUACUUGGAAGACAGCGUCGAGCGUGUGGGCCGUGCCCCCGUCCGCAAAGUUUCUCGCAAGGAGCGCUUCAUCGGCCCAGCAGCACAACUUGCUGAGCGUGGUGGAAAGUUCGACUCAUUGCUAGGAUCUGUGGAGAUGGCUCUGCGCUUCCAGAAUGUAGAAGGUGACGAAGAGAGCGUGGAACUGGCUAAGAUCCUCAAGGAGAAUUCGCCUGCCGACGCUGCUGUCCGAUUGACCGGCUUGGACCGAGACCACCCUCUAUUCCCCCAUGUGGUCAAGGUCGUAGACGGUGUACAAUCCGACGCAAAGACAACCGCGCAUCUGAUGGAUAUCGCAUUGAAUUGA